Messenger RNA from Paramisgurnus dabryanus, 7926 nucleotides. RefSeq names its product dedicator of cytokinesis 10 (gene dock10). Gene Ontology annotation, molecular function: guanyl-nucleotide exchange factor activity. Lineage: Eukaryota; Metazoa; Chordata; Actinopteri; Cypriniformes; Cobitidae. Gene Ontology annotation, biological process: regulation of cell migration; positive regulation of GTPase activity; dendritic spine morphogenesis. The record is from RefSeq and is a predicted model, not a curated record.
GAAGGCUGAUUUGUGUGAGACAAUGUUGUUAGUGUUUUCUGCUCUGCGCUACUUCGGAAAGAGAGACCGAGUGUGUGUACUUUAGGAAGAUACAUGCACAGGACGUAAGCGGAUAUGCAAAGGCAGAUCUGAGCACAUAGACCUAAACACGCCGGGAGACGACAUGGCAGCAGAGAAGGAUUGUGCGGCCUUAUGAACCCAUGUGGAGGACGUUAGCCGUUUUUUGCUGCCGUUUUCUGGAUUUGAGCUUCAGGUGGAAAUCCAUGGGGCCCUGAGCUGGUUUGGGCAUCAUUCAUUUUCAGGCAUGGGCUGCACGUCCAGUUUGUUUCUACUACAGGCUCUGCGCACCAUACUGAGAAGAAACAACCCCAGCAACUGUUCACACCCGCAAGAAAGACUUUUUUUGGAAAUCACACCACUGGAAGAGGAGCCAGUCAUCAGUAAACCACACACUAUUUCCAUCAUGCAGGAGAAACCCAAACUGAUUGAUCCUUUGGACUAUGAGGCGGUCAUCUCAGAGCUGGAACCUGAGCUCAGGGAAGACCCACUGCAGGACUUGCUAUUAUUUCCAGACUUCGACUUUACUGUGUCCAGUCUUCCUGUGGAGCAGAGAACAGUGAAGUCCACUGUGCCAGAAGGUGCUGAUGAAAACACUGAAUGUCUGCUGGUCAGACAGGCCUGUCAGUACUUCAACUCCCAACAGCAUGUGGUCCAGUACAAAUAUGAAGAGUACGCUGGUGACUACCGCAUACUGCCCAGAAAGAUGUAUAAAGCUGAGAAGUUGCCCUCACACUCAUUUGAAAUCGACCAUGAAGAUGUGGACAAGGAUGAGGACACAACGUCAUUGUCAUCAUCCAAAGGUGGAGGAGGGAGUGGGACUGGAGGGGGAAUCGGUGUCUUUAAGUCUGGCUGGCUUUAUAAAGGAAAUUUUAAUAGCACCGUCAACAACAGUAUUACUGUUCGGUCCUUCAAAAGGAGAUAUUUUCAAUUAACCCAGCUGACUGACAACUCUUAUAUCAUGAACUUCUACAAAGAUGAGAAAAUCUCUAAAGAACCAAAAGGCUGCAUUUUUCUCGACUCGUGCACAGGGGUGGUUCAGAACAGUCGGCUGAGGAAACACGCCUUUGAACUGAAAAUGAAUGAGGUGACGUAUUUUGUCCUGGCUGCCGAGAAUGAGGUAGACAUGGAUGACUGGAUGAGCACACUCAUACGUAUCCUACAGAUUAGUCCUUCGGAUGGCUCGGUUCUGGACCGAAAAAGUAUGGACAUGAGCGAGAGUAAACAAGAUAUCAUUGAAAUGUCUUUGAAUGUUGUUCCGGUCCCUGUCCCUGAAAAUGAGGAACCAACUGAAAAAGGAAUUCACCCUGAUCUGGCAAAGUAUAUUUCUGAGACUGAAGAAGGGGCCAGAACUGCCAGAAGAGAGGAAAGACUAAACCUGUUCUCCCUGGACCCCGACAGUCCUGUUUUGAGGAGCCCAAGGCUGGAUUCUGGGGUGUCUGUUUCCGUCCGUCCGUUUGAGGAGAAACUUGGCAGGAGACUGAUGAUAUCCUGUCGUUCCCUCAACCUCACACUGCAGGGCUGUGUGAACGAGGUCGAAAAUGAACCGCUCACUAAUAUUGAGCCUUUUUUUGUAACGCUCGCUCUCCUGGACAUUCGAGAGGGCAGGAAGAUUUCCGCUGACUUCCACGUUGACUUAAACCAUGAGGUCGUGCGAAAGAUGCUCAACAACUGUGUUAAUUCAGGCGGUCAGGGGCUGGUUGAAGGUAAUGAUGUUGUGCAGGAGAAUGGACCUGCGGAGAAGAAAACUGAAGACUGCCAUCUGAGCCCAGACCUGGAGAACUGGUUGUGUUUCCCUAAACAGGCUAUUUUUUCCAUUACAAACCCGCACACAGACAUUAUGAUGGUGGCACGCGUGGAGAAAGUUCUGAUGGGAAAUAUCACCGGUGGCGCAGAACCUUACAUUAAAAACACAGAUUCUAGCAAGACUGUUCAAAAGCUGUUGAAGUCCAACAAACAGUUCUGUAGCAAACUUGGAAAGUACCGAAUGCCUUUCGCCUGGUCUGUAAGGUCAGUGUUUAAGGAUAAUCAGGGUAUGGUGGACAGGGAAUCUCGCUUUUCCCCUCUCUUCAAACAGGACGGCAACAAGAUCUCCACAGAAGACCUCAUCAAACUCAUCACAGAGUACAAGAGGGCUGAAAAGACCAGUAAACUUCAGACCAUCCCAGGAAGCCUUGAAAUAAAUGUGGACUGUGUUCCCAUGGAGUGUCCCAAUUGUGUGACAUCAUCAUAUGUUCCUCUGAGGCCGUUUGAGGACGGCAAUCUGCAUGCGGCUACGGUGGAGGUAGAGGAGUUUCAGCAGAACUCUCCAAAGUUUGCCCAUCCCUACACUGUCUACAAGAAUCACAUCUAUGUCUACCCUAAACACCUAAAGUAUGACAGCCAGAAGAGCUUUGCAAAGGCGCGAAACAUUGCCGUUCAUGUGGAGUUUCGCAGCUCAGAUGAAGAAAAUACCAAGCCAUUAAAGCGCAUCUAUGGAAAACCAGGAGGCCCAGUUUUUACCACGACUGCCUGGUCGACGGUUCUGCAUCAUUCGCAGAACCCAGAUUUUUAUGACGAGGUUAAGAUUGAGCUGCCCACACAUAUUCAUGAGAAACACCAUCUACUCUUCUCCUUCUAUCAUGUGACGUGUGACAUCAAUGCCAAAACUAGCUCAAAGAAGAAAGAGGCUCUUGAAACUCCAGUGGGUUACGCCUGGCUUCCUCUUCUGAAGGAUGGACAGCUUUCCUCUCAGGAAUUCAAUAUUCCAGUUUCGUGUACUUUGCCUGGUGGAUAUCUUCUCAUUAAAGAACCUUCAUCCAACAAAAAUGGCUCAGAUGUGAAAUGGGUUGAUGGGGGUAAGCCGAUCUUCAAAAUGUCAACUUUGGUGCUUUCUACAGUUUACACUCAGGACCCGCAUCUGAAUGGUUUUUUCCGGCAGUGCCAAAAUCGAGAGUCAGACCUCUCUCAACCUCCUACCUCAAAUUUUCUCAAUUCUCUAAAGGGUCUUCUAAGUAUGGAGAAGAUUCAUGUCAUCAUCCGCUUCCUGCCUGUUAUCUUCAACCAGCUCUUCAAAGUCAUCACCCAAAACGACACAGAAGAGGUGACCACCAGCACCACUAGGGUACUGGUCCACAUCCUAGCGAAGUGUCAUGAGCAGAACCUACAGCACUAUUUGCACUCCUACAUAAAGUUUGUGUUUAAGACUGAAACAUGCGGCUUCAGGACGGUUCACGAGGAGCUGGCAAAGGGAAUGACCUCCGAUCUCAAGAGCAACGAACAGGCAGUCAUCAGGAAUAUCCUUAGGUUCUCAUGGUUUUUCAUGGAGAUCAUGACAAAGUCUAUGGCUCAGCACCUAGUGGACUCUGUUAAGCUGAAGCUCCCCCGACCACAACGAUUCCCUGGAACCUUCCAGAGUCGACUGGAGAGCCUGAUUAUGACCAUGUCAGAUCAUAUCUACUGGAAAAACAAAGAGUUACCUGAGGAGACACGCAGUGCCAACAUGGCAAUAGCAGCAUUUCUUAAGCGGUGCUUCACGUUUAUGGACAGAGGUUUCACCUUCAAAUUGAUCAACAAUUAUAUCAACAAUAUCACAGCCAAUGACAACAAGAUGCUGUUUGAGCUGAAGUUUGAGUUCAUAAGGGAAGUUUGUAACUAUGAGCACUAUGUGCCUCUGAGUCUUCCCAUCCCAUCUGCACGAAUCACAGAUAAGGCAGCACCAGAAACCAGAAGUGCUCAGGUGGACAUUCCCGAAUACAGUUUGACUGAAGAGUUUUGCAGGAAGCAUUUUCUGACGGGAUUGUUGUUGAGAGAGCUGGGGCUCGCUUUGCAAGACGAACAAGACCUGAGACAUCUUGCCCUGGCCUGCCUGAAGAACCUCAUGGCCAAACACUCGCUAGACUCCCGCUAUGCUGUAAAGGAAAAACAGGCACGGAUAGCCACCCUGUACCUGCCUCUUUAUGGACUGAUCCUUGACAACAUGCCUCGGUUUUUCAUGAGAGAUCUGUUUUCAGUCUGCCUGACGAAUAAUGACCAGGAUUCCAAAGAAGAUUUGGCUGGUGGACCCGGUCAGACGGUCCUCGCCUUACGCAAUGGUAACUCAAUGGAUGCGUCCUUCUCCAAAGAGGUGCUCAACUCUAUUACAGCCUUUUCCUCACUGGCCAUAUCAACAGCAAACAAUGCAGACUCCAGAGGUUCGCUCAUUAGCAACGACUCAAACCCUAGCAACGGUGACCGGAACGGCGAGAAGACGGACGCAUGUGAAAAGGUGUGUAGUCUUGAUGUUGACCGUUCUGACAAUUCAAUCCCAAAUUUACAGAACAAAAGAUUGCCAGUUUUGUUUCAAUUUGCCAGGCCUCAGUCCCUCAUUGGUUUCGCUCCUCGCUUUGACAAACUGGACCAUGCAGAGACCAGAAGUCUGCUCAUGUGUUUUCUGCACAUCAUGAAGACAAUUUCAGAGGAGGUGAUGGUUUCAUACUGGCAACGAGCGAUUCAUCAGGAAAUCAAUGAUUUCUUUAACAUUCUGGAACUAUGUCUCCAACACUUCAGAUUUCUUGGAAAGCGUCACAUUGCCAGGAAGUUAGCAGCCGCUCUAAAGCUGGCUCAGGCCACGCAGAACAAUGGCACCCUGAAGGGGUCUAACAUGUCCUCCCAGACUUCAGGGCUCCUACCUCAAUGGAUGAUGUCCACUCAGGAUGGGCACAGACACGCCCGCUCUCAGACCAUGCCCAUCAUCAGGACUAAGAAUGCCCUCACUAACCCUAAACUGCUGCAUAUGAUGGAAGCAGAUGGAAAUAUUCCUGAGGGAGAUAACUUCAGCCCUACCGACAUUGAGGCUAGCCUCUCUACUGAAGUAGCCCUAACCGUUCUGGAUGUACUGGGCCUGUUUGUUCACCAUCACAAGAAACAGUUGCAACACAACGAAGGUCAAAACUCUUUGAUGAAGAAAGUGUUUGACACGUACAUGCUGUUCUUCCAGAUCAACCAAUCCACCACAACCCUAAGACAUGUCUUUACUGCUCUCCGCCUCUUUAUUCAAAAGUUCCCAUCAGCAUUUUUCCAGGGUAACGCUGAUCUGUGUGGCAGUUUGUGUUAUGAGAUCUUGAAGUGUUGUAACCAUCGGUCCAGCUCCACACAGAUGGAGGCGGCUGCACUGCUUUACUUCCUCAUGAGAACAAACUUUGAGUUUACAAACGGAAAGUCUAUCGUCCGCUCACACCUGCAGGUCAUUAAAGCAGUUAGUCAGCUGAUCGCAGAUGUAGGCAUUGGUGGGUCAAGAUUUCAGCAGUCUCUGGCCAUCAUCAACAACUUUGCCAAUGGGGAUGCACCACUUAAAAACACAGCAUUCCCAGCCGAGGUGAAGGACCUGACGAAGAGGAUUCGCACUGUGCUUAUGGCCACAUCUCAAAUGAAAGAACAUGAAAAAGACCCGGAAAUGUUGGUGGACCUGCAGUACAGCCUCGCCAACUCUUACGCCAGCACACCUGAACUCAGACGCACCUGGCUGGAGAGCAUGGCCAAGAUUCACGUUAGGAACGGAGACUUGUCUGAGGCAGCCAUGUGCUAUAUCCACAUCUCAGCCCUUAUAGCAGAGUCCCUAAAGAGAAGAGGUUACUGGAAGCCUGAGAAGAGUCGGAUCUCCAGCACGAACAAUGAGGAAAGCUGUGUCAUUAACUGUAACCCUUUACUAACCCUACCCCAGGAUGGAGAAACAUUGUUCAGUAUGGGCUGGGCCGCCUUUUUGAAUAUCUCUCCUAAUGUUAAAGAAGAGGGAGCAAUGAAGGAAGACGUGGGUACACAGGACACUCCUUACACUGAGGACACAUUGGUGGAGCAGUUGGAGCGGUGUGUGGAUUAUCUGUGGAAGUCCGAGAGAUACGAGCUCAUCGCGGAUAUUAACAAACCUGUCAUUGCUGUCUUUGAGAAGAGACGAGAUUUCAAGCGUUUAUCCGACCUGUACUACGACAUUCAUCGCUCAUAUCUGAAAGUGACCGAGGUUGUGAACUCUGAGAAACGCCUGUUUGGUCGAUACUAUCGUGUGGCUUUUUAUGGACAGGGGUUCUUUGAGGAAGAGGAGAGCAAAGAGUUUAUCUAUAAAGAGCCAAAACUCACAGGACUGUCAGAGAUUUCUCAGAGGCUUCUCAAACUGUAUUCAGACAAGUUUGGAGCUGAUAAUGUCAAGAUGAUCCAGGACUCCAACAAGGUGAAUCCGAAAGACUUGGACCCGAGAUUUGCCUACGUACAGGUGACGUUUGUACUGCCUUAUUUUGAUGAUAAAGAGCAGCUGGAGAAGAAGACUGACUUUGAACAGCAUCACAACAUCAGCCGCUUUGUCUUUGAAACGCCCUUCACGCUUUCGGGAAAGAAACACGGAGACGUGGAAGAACAGUGCAAGAGAAAGACCAUCCUGACCACGAGCUCCAGUUUUCCCUUUCUUAAGAAGCGUAUCGAGGUGGUGGAACAGCAAAGCACAGAGAUGAACCCCAUUGAGGUGGCGAUAGAUGAGAUGAGCCGAAAAGUGUCUGAACUCAAACAGCUGUGCAACAUGGAGGAAGUGGACAUGAUCCGACUUCAGCUAAAACUACAGGGCAGCGUCAGUGUUAAGGUAAAUGCAGGGCCUAUGGCAUACGCGCGAGCCUUUCUUGAGGAGAAAAAUGCCAAGAAAUACCCUGAUAACCAAGUCAAACUUCUCAAAGAGAUCUUCAGGCAGUUUGCAGACGCAUGUGGGCAGGCCUUACAUGAGAAUGAGCGUUUAAUAAAAGAAGAUCAGCUGGAGUAUCAGGAGGAGAUGAAAGCUCAUUAUAAAGACAUGAUCGCUGAACUGUCAGCCAUCAUGAAUGAACAGAUUCACCAAAGGUAGCCGGGAGCAAAACAACGCUUUGCCUUCUGAGCUGCCAGAAACUGCUUACACACCGAUGGACAAUUUGAUCCAAAAUGGCCGCCGAGUCCCACUGGCUACAGUUCUGAGGGAGUAGCAGAAUUUGCCAAUUAAAGUUUCUGACAAAAAUGGUAAAACAAAUUCUAGAAAUUACUAAAGUGCAAAAUAUUAAAGGGCACAUAUUGCACCAAAUCCACUUUUUGGCCCUAACUGACUGGUUAUUUUUACCCAAAAGCUUUUCUAAAUGUGUAUGUUUGCACAAUGUAGCGCUAAUGUGGCUAAAGAAACUAUUGUCUCAGAUUGUAUUAAUCAGAUCUAUUUUUAACCAAAAGCACUCACUUUCUGUUGGUAAGUAAGUAAGGAACUGUAGCUUAUUUGCAUUUAAAGGUACACAAAUGAAAACAGCGCUUUUAGGAGCCUUUGGACAUGACCUGUGGGUUAUUUUGAGCUGACACUUUACAGACACAUUUCAGGCAUACUUGAGACUUAAAUUACAUCAUGUAAAAAUGGGCAUAGUAUGUGUCCUUUAAAGUCUUUUUGAUAAAACAGAAGGCCAUCUUUGCCUAUGUAAUACAUUACACACGCACGCACAUCAUCAUAUUCACAUUUGCCUUUUCAGAUCCCAUUGUUUUACACAACAGGGACCUUUAUUAACUUCAGAUGUGUUCAACUAAGCAAAUCACUUGAUCAAAAUUUUUUUAGAGGACUUUCGGUUGUAAACAUUUUACUGAUAUACAGUACAUAGACUGUUUUAAGAGUUUAAGAAGAUGGCCAUGGUUUUUUAUUUUCUGUGAUACACACAGUUUGGUUGAACACAUCUCUAGUUCUGAGUGAAUGUAAAACUGUCCUAACAUGCUGAACAUUUAGACGACUCAUUUAACAAACACACAUGUGCUGUUUUAUAACAUUUUUAUGAUUGCCUAUGUGUUACUGUUUUUAUGUAAUGUUGAAUAUUGUAAAUAAGAAAUAUUAAUAUUUAAAAUUCUUUUUAUAUAUUAAAAAUUGAUAUCCGA